Messenger RNA from Pseudoliparis swirei, 2208 nucleotides. It is a transcript of the gene tmco6, whose product is annotated as transmembrane and coiled-coil domains 6. The coding region runs from base 86 to 1750 and encodes 554 amino acids. NCBI's taxonomy places the organism in Eukaryota, Metazoa, Chordata, Actinopteri, Perciformes, Liparidae. The transcript has 12 exons. The record is from RefSeq and is a predicted model, not a curated record. Gene Ontology annotation, molecular function: protein binding.
UCUACGGUCAUAAACCUAACAACGUUAGCUUUAUUCAAUAGUCCUGUUUUUGUCAACAAGCCUUCAGUGACCUCGACAAAACAAAAUGUGGCGGUUAAACAAAGUUCGUCACAAAGCUGGCCGGCAAUGUGACAGUUUGGAGGCGCUGAAAUUAAAGAGACGCGAGCAUGAGAAAGCGCUGAGACAAGCCCGCAGAGACAGGCAGCUGGUGAGCAAGAGACUCCUGCUUAAUGACGAUGAGGACAUGCCACAGGUCACUAUGGACACCAACUCCGGAGAACAGGACGUGGUCAGUUUAUUCCUCAAACUUCAACACAGUGGGCCAGAAAGGGAGGCUCACCUGAGAACUUUGAGUAAAGUUCUCCGCGACCCAUCAGCACAGCUCACCUUCAUCAAGCAGGAGAAUAGCAUGCAUCUUCUGGUUGGCUUCCUCACUGGCUCAGAUGCUACUUGCCGUCUGCACGCUGUUCGGUGCCUUCAUGAGCUGUCUCACUCGUCCCACACCAACGUGUCACCUGCCUGUCUGCCUGCCACCCCCUACCUGCUCACCUACCUGUCUGGCCAGAGCACCAAGUUCACUGAGCUGUGUCUGUACACGCUUGGUAAUUUAUGCCCAGACAGCGAUAUUGUAAAAGAGAAGCUCCUGGCCCAGGGAAUCAUACCAGCUCUGGCCAACUGUUUAGAGAACCAGAGCCAUAACCUUGCGGUGGUGGAAGCGGUUGGAUUCACCCUCUCUCAGUUUCUCCAGGCUAAAGAUGCUGCAGAGAAAAUAAUCCUGGCGGUCCUUGAUUCCAGUUUACCCUCAAACUUGUUAUCAGUCCUGACUUCUGACCCAAAGUUUGGCCUGGCACCUGCCAUUGAGUGUGCGUGGUGUCUGCACUACCUCACAUGCAGCUCACUCAAUAGCAUGAAGGACAACCGAGUGCUGUUGGCCCACGGAGCUUUGUUGCAGUGCAGUUCCCUGGUAGUGUCACUAGGUGGUGCUGUGGCUGAAGGAAACAAAGAAGAAGGGAUGGAGCUGUUCAUCUGUCCUCUGCUGAGGUGCGUGGGAAACCUUCUGUCCUCCUGUCCAGGGAACGACCUGAGCACUCAAGUGGGUGACGUUGGUAUCGUGGUUGCUCUAUGUGCACUUCUUCAGGCCUACCUGCAGACCCAGCCAGCGUUGGCAAGAGAGAGUGCCUGGGUCCUCAACAAUCUCACAGCUCACUCCAGUGCUUUCUGCUCUGCACUCCUGGAUCUCAACUUGGUCCCUGGACUGAUACAGCUCCUCCCCUUUUCUCAAGGCAUCAACACCAUGAUCCUGAGGAUUCUAGCAAAUAUUGCCCACAAGAAAAAAGAGUUCUGUGCUCAGCUGGCCCAUCGGGGAUUGUUGUCUGCACUCUGUGCUACGCUUAAAAUGGCCGACCAGGAGAUGGUGACGUUGAGUAUGGAUGUCCUUUACAUGCUGGUAGUUAGUGGUCCACAGGUAACUUAUUGCAGCCUGCUCAGUUGGGAUAACCAAACCAGAGAGCCAGCUACAGUGGUAGAAACGGCUUUAACUCUAGGUGUUCCUUCCCUCAAGGUGGCAGAGGAGUUUGUGAGGCAAGGCGGGCUUUCACUGUUGGAAGCCAUUCAGUACAACAGUGAAGGAGAGAUCAGACGAAGAGCAACACAUCUCCUGGAGGACCAUCUGGUGUCCUACUCAUCGUAUUGCUCGGACAACAACCCAUGUUCUUCAGGCAACAGGGAGGCAUCCCAUGUACACCUAUAGGGGCAGCGUGUCACCGCAACCAUGAGGACACACUCGAGAGUACACGACUGCUUGUUUACUUCUUGCAAUCUGUAAAAAUGUAAAAACAAUGUUGUUCAAUUUAAAGUCAUUUUUAAUACCUUUUGACUAAUCUACUGGUAUCUCAAGUGUUCUUAUGAAUAGUAUUUUAUUAUAUGUAGAGAUGAAAUAUGAUGUGUUUUUAAUAUUGGAGACUUUUUGACUGUUGAAUAUUGUGCCACCAUCACAGAAGAAGACUGAAGUAUUUUUGCUCAUCACAGUCUCUCAUGGUCAACUGGAACAGCUGUCUUACAGAGGAUGGGUUUUUAUGACCGACUGUAGAGUCAGGGGAUGCCAAAGCACCUUUUUGUUGGUAUUGUGAUGAAGUGUCAUCCAUUUUGAGCCAAUAAUGCAUUGCCAGUGAAAACUGUACUUCCACGAAAUAUCAACUUUAUUACAGA